Hymenoscyphus albidus is the source of this 2709-nucleotide messenger RNA. The record is from the annotation of a GenBank genome assembly. Lineage: Eukaryota; Fungi; Ascomycota; Leotiomycetes; Helotiales; Helotiaceae.
AUGGCGAACACGGGAAAUGACAGUGGCAAGAGGGGAAGAGAUGAUGAAGAGUCAGAUAAACCUUCUAAAAAACGAAAAACCCUUCCGACCAAAAGACCAUCAAAACCUGUGAGGAAAGCUCUACCUUCUUCAAGUCAAAGAGGACAGCCAGUACAGCCAGGACCACCAUAUCCUGUAACUCCAGGGACAGUUGUACCUGGAAUGGGAUCUGGGACCCCUCAAGUUCGUAUACCAGGUGCCCUACGACUCCCCCCACGUUAUGCCCAAGAACAAGGAUUGCGACGACGUCAAAAUCGGAACACUCAACCCUUCAAUCCCCUUCGCAAUAUCUACGAAACAGAGCCACAGACUCUCGGCGUUGAAAGAUUUAAUGUUACCCAAGGAAGCGGAAGUGGGAGCGGGCAACCAAGACCAGCACAACAGCUCCCAGCCUAUCCCAAUAAUCCACAACCGCGAUACGCAGUUCCCGGUACCCAACGAGGACCCCCACGCAGAACUGAAUCUGGUCGGGUACAACAAGUAACUCGGCCAGGUGGAAAUACUACUAUGGCGUCUUCUGGUCCCAGAAGUCCCGAAAUGUUAGCCUGGCCUGAAACACGUAUAGGUAGGCCAGAAGUGGCAGAUCCUGAAACCCCCCCUCAUGCAAGAAGUUUGGGAAUGGGAUACGCAAGAAUACAACCACUAGACGGACAAGGAAAAGCGCAUUAUCGCGGUAUCGGAAGUCGUCUGACAAGUAUCCCACGCAACCUUUUUGGCAAAAUGGCUGAGGAUAUUGUGCGUCUGAGGAAUCCUAAUGCUUCUGCUUCUCAAUCUUCUUCCGAUGAGAUAGACCGAAGGGCCGGAUUCAAUAGACGGGAGUGGUUACGGAGUGAACGGGAAUGGACCGAAGGGAUUGCAGGUCCGAAUGACAGACCUGACCUUACGUGGCAACAAAGGCGGUGGAAAGGGGCUAAAUUCUUGGGCCAGGGAAGCAAUGGAAUCAUUGGGCUUUGGCAGAGGAAGCCCGGUGGGGAUGAGAAUCCUUCGGAGAGCCAAAUGGAAAGUGAUAUCAACAAGGUGGUUAUCAAACAACAAAAGUUGGAUGAUAGUUUUGUGAAAGAAGCAGCCAUGUUUGACUUACUUAAGAAAACGAACUCGUCCCAUCUGGUUCAGGCAUAUAAAACUGCCAUUGUAGAUGAAAAGGGCUAUGGUGUUUCGUCUGCGGAGAGAAUGAGCUACCUGCCGGCCUCCUUAAAUAGAGGCUUCAAUCAAAAAGUGGGAAGGAUGUUUAUGGAGUUAUGCGACGGUGGCACCUUGGACGACUAUUUAGCCAAAGAGGUUUAUAUGUCUGUAUUUUCCCCCUUAGUACCCGAAAGAGAUGUACUGACCAGAGGUAGUGCUCAUUCAGCAGACAAGCCGUUUCCAGAGCGUUUGGUGUGGUAUGACAAUAUUCUCCUCCCAUUUCUAGCAUAACAAACCAUAUAGAAAAUAUAAGCUUACCUGCUGUCUCAAUUCAGGCACAUUUUCGGCUGCGUGGCUUUAGGACUUAUAGCCAUAGAGCAUGGAAGUGAAGACCCGAGUAAAUUCGGUAGGUCGUGGCAGACAAUCCACAACCUAGUCCACUUCGAUAUCAAAGGCGAUAAUGGUAAUGAGCCACUUCUAAAUACAAAUGCAGCUCAAAACUGAUCAAGAAUUACAGUAUUUGUGAAACUUGGCGCCCCAGGACACGAAGAAACACCGCUUUUUAAGGUUAGUUAAGGGUGGCGCGGAAACUCCUGGCUUCGUAAGAACUUGGGUCUCUUUGAUUCUGACAUGAAAUACAGAUUGCAGAUUUCGGAUGCAUGCAGGAUGCACCACAACGGAACGAACAACGCAGAGAUAGUAGUUGGGCUAGGAGAACGAGCUGGUUGACACGUUUUACAGGUGUCCAUGCCGGUCCGGUAUGUUCAGUUCACCCCCCAUAAUAUGAUGGAACUUCGGUUCUUUCCGUCUAUAUGCCUCAAGCUGAUAAUGCUUUAGGAAAUGGCACAUAACAAUUACACCCCCGAGAGAUAUUAUGGAAGCCCGUUGAACGUAUGGUAAGUUGGAAUCAAUAAAUCAUCGCGAAACCCCUUUUCUGAAACUUCAAACAGGCAAAUAGGUCGAGCGAAGGCGACAAUCGUCUUGCGAGGUCGAGACAUCUGGAAAGGGGUGGGACGGCGACCGUACUUCCAACUUCAACCCAAUUCAAGCCAGGAGAAGGUUUUACGAACGAUAGUAAUCGAUAUUCUUGACGCUCCUUAUUCUGUUGCCCUUCGAGGUCUUCUUCUCCGUUGCCUAGCAUACGACUGGAAAGAGCGGCCUACCCCUAUAUCAUUGUGGCAGGAGGUGAGGACGAACUCCGAAGUUGCGGACGGAGCCGCUAGACAAGUAGCACAACAAACGCAGCUGGAAGAUGAUCGGGCUAUGUUUGAAGAGUUACAGAAAUUGAAUAUGGAGAUAGGUCAAGAAGGCGGAGGACAACCUCAAUCACCCUGGCAAACUGAGUAUCAAACUUUGCUGCGGCAAUCAAAAGCUCCACCCAGAGUAACAACUCCAGCUGCAGGACAUCCCGGGCAGACGAAGCCACCAGAAGAAAAUUUACCUCUGUUCACAGAUCCAUCUGCUAUGCCCACAGGCUUUGAAGAUUAUGGACGGCCACCUAGACCCCAGCCUUUUAAAAGGAGACGUCGCACAGAUAGAGGAGACUAG